AUGUCGGGGUUUCGCUAUCACCCAGAGAUUCUAGAGGGGAUACCAGCCCACCAGAUAGAGUAUCUAAAACAAUACGAAGACUGGUUCAUCAUCGAGCCGGAAGGCCUGAAGCGGAUCACAGAACAUUUUGUAACGGAAUUGGAAAAGGGACUCACAAAGGAGGGGGGUAAUAUCCCCAUGGACGUCACCUGGGUGAUGGGUUACCCCUCCGGCCAUGAAACAGGAGACGUUUUGACGAUCGAUAUGGGCGGAACCAACUUGCGUGUAUGCCAGGUCUGCUUGUCAAACCGCAAGAGAGAAUUUGAACAGAUCCAGCGGGGAUUAAAAUUCCCAGAUGAAGUCAAGACAGGCACGGGAGAGCAGUUGUGGGAUUUCAUAGCUGGAUGUCUGGAGCUAUUCCUAGCGGAAUAUAAUAUAGCGCUGAUCAACGAUACCACGGGGACCCUGAUCGCAUCCCACUACCGGGAUCCUCAAGUCAAAGUUGGGAGUAUCAUCAGUACUGGCGUCAAUGCCGCCUAUAUGGAGGAAUGCAAGUUCAUCCCGAAGAUCGCAGGCGAUAAACUACCAGCGAAUUCCAAGGUCAUCAUCAACGCCGAAUACGGUUCCUUCGAUAAUGAUCGGGAAGUCCUACCCUUGACCUCGUUCGAUCAGCAGAUCGACAGGGAAUCGGCACGACCGGGGACUCAGAUCUAUGAGAAGAUGGUCUCGGGGCAGUAUAUGGGAGAGAUGCUUCGUCUGAUUCUCAUCAAUUUGCACGAGCAGGGCAGGCUCUUCAAGGGCCUGGAUGCCACACGACUUCGACAUGAGAAUUCUAUCGAGACGUCCUUUCUGUCCGUUACCGAGUUGGACCUUUCAGAGAACUUGGAUGACAUACGAGAAGAAUUUGAGGAGAGUCUGAGCCUGUCGCCCGAGCUCGAUAAUCUCAAGGUAUGUCGGUAUCUGAUCGGUCUCGUUGCUACGCGGGCGGCGCGUCUAUACGCGUGUGAUAUAGCUGCUAUCUGCAAGAAGAAGAAUAUAAAAAAGUGUCAUGUUGGUGUGGAUGGUUCUGUGUUCAACAAGUAUAGUGGGUUCAAGGGACGAGCAGCACAGGGACUUCGCAAUAUCUUUGACUGGCCGCCUACCGAGCUAGAAUUGAUUGCACUCAAUGCGUCUGAGGAUGCCUCUGGAGUUGGAGCAGCACUGGCAGCGGCACUGAUUCUUGAAGGCGAGCAAAAGGCUAAACUGUUGUAA
Penicillium odoratum is the source of this 1230-nucleotide messenger RNA. Its product is annotated as Hexokinase. NCBI's taxonomy places the organism in Eukaryota, Fungi, Ascomycota, Eurotiomycetes, Eurotiales, Aspergillaceae. Gene Ontology annotation, molecular function: fructokinase activity; D-glucose binding; mannokinase activity. The record is from RefSeq and is a predicted model, not a curated record. Bases 1 to 1230 code for a protein of 409 amino acids. Gene Ontology annotation, biological process: glycolytic process; glucose 6-phosphate metabolic process; intracellular glucose homeostasis. The transcript has 3 exons. Gene Ontology annotation, cellular component: mitochondrion; cytosol.